GGAAGAUGGUAGCCUAACCUAACCUCUACAACUUGUAGAGCAUUACAGAGGAGGUUAUGGACGUCAGGGAAUUGCAGUUGUUGACCGGUGACGUCACGACUUUCUCCUGCACUCAGUUUUGCUACAGGUGACGACAGGUGUUACGGAAUGGCUUCGUAUGAUUUGUUGAAAAAUGUCCAUGAGAACCUGCCGUUACCUGAAACCGGCAAGACUUUUCUAGUUGGAGGUAGCUGCGAGUACUGGCAUUAUGGAUGCGAUAAUUUUAACGAUAAGGGCUGGGGAUGCGGGUACAGAACGCUGCAGACUAUUUGCUCUUGGGUAAGGGAAAAUAAAAUCUCGGAUAAGGUUGUUCCGAGUUUAAGGUGCAUUCAGGAGACGUUGGUUGCGAUGGAAGAUAAAGAGGAAUCCUUUGUCGGAUCCAGAGAAUGGAUAGGAAGUGUUGAAGUGAGCCUUGCAUUGGAUCAGCGGUAUAAUGUUCUUAGUAAAAUUAUUCAUAUACCAAGUGGUAGAGAUCUAGCCAAGCAUGCAGAGACGAUCAAAAAGCAUUUCGAAGAAUUUGGGAGCCCGAUUAUGAUGGGCGGAGAUCGAGACUGUUCCAGUAAAGGAAUUAUGGGGAUUCAUUUUGGGUCGAAAGAGAUAUACUUGCUUAUUGUUGAUCCACAUUUUGUUGGUAAACCAAGAAGUGCCAGGCAACUGCAAGAACAGUUUGUCAAGUGGCAGAAAGUAAAAGAUUUUAUAGAAAGUUCAUUUUAUAAUUUAUGCUUGCCACAAGCUAAGCAUAAUUGUACUAUAUCCGAGGAGAAAUAAAAACAUUUUAAAUAUCUUCGAUAUUCUUUGACCUAAUGUCACUUCUUGUUAUAUAAACUCCAAUGAAAUGUA
Molecule: messenger RNA, 879 nt
Organism: Orussus abietinus
Lineage: Eukaryota; Metazoa; Arthropoda; Insecta; Hymenoptera; Orussidae
Gene: Ufsp1
Product: ufm1-specific protease 1
Exons: 4
Coding region: 148-807 (219 amino acids)
Source: RefSeq, a predicted model, not a curated record